Messenger RNA from Topomyia yanbarensis, 2907 nucleotides. RefSeq lists its product as uncharacterized. Lineage: Eukaryota; Metazoa; Arthropoda; Insecta; Diptera; Culicidae. Gene Ontology annotation, molecular function: catalytic activity. The record is from RefSeq and is a predicted model, not a curated record. The transcript has 2 exons. The coding region runs from base 1 to 2907 and encodes 968 amino acids.
AUGCAGAUAGGUGGUCCGAAGCUAAGUAAAACCGAGCAAGAUCUUCAACGAAACCGUGUGGAAGGAAACAAGAAACGCAGUGAUAGUACCAAGACAAUUGAAUUUAGGCGUGAAAAAACAGGUUUGUUAAAGAUAGGUUCCUUGAAUGUAAGAGGUUGCAAAAGACAGGAAAAAAGAGAGGAGAUCGAUGAUGUUUUAAGAUAUUAUGAUGUAGAUAUCGCCGCAUUGCAGGAGGUCAACACCGAUGGGAAAAUUAUAGAUUCACGUAAUUACAAAUGGCUUAUAGCAAGAGAAGGCCAGAACAAAUCAAGAGGAUUAGCAGUUUUAAUUAAGAAGGAAGCAAACAUAGUAGUACAAGAUAUAAGAAAGGUAGGGCAUUCAGCAGUUUCCGUAAGAUUGCAAGUGGAAGGAGAGAUGGAGCUCGUGCUAGUGAAUGUACAUGGUCCCAACAAAAAAGCGUUUAAUUUUCUGUCCAGUAUAGGGGCAAUCGUAGACCGAAAUCAUUUAGGAGACAAGUUAUUAGUAGUAGGAGACUGGAAUGCACAAAUCGGUAAGGAUUCAGUGACCGAAGAAGAUAGUAGAUGUAUAGGUAAGGAGCUAGGAUUCAACAACCGCAAUGAUAAUGGAGAGGAGUACAAUAUGUUUCUUCAUAUACAUAAGCUUAUAAACAUCUCAUCUAUGAUUGGAGUCAAAGUAAGGUCAACUUGGCGAGUUAGAGACAAGGAAAGUCAGAUAGAUCAUAUUGUGAAGCCAGUAGAUGGAAAGGUAGGCAUCAGAUAUAUAAGAGGUAUAUGGACGAGAAUUAACACAGACCAUAAACUAUUAUUGGCAGGAGUACGACUUCCGAAAAUGAUUAAGAAGCAGUCCAAAGAGAAAAAUCUCGUAGUACUAGAUGCAUCAGCUCUUAAAGAAAAACAAAUAAAGAAAAGAUAUCAUGAAGCAUUAAAAAGUCACGAAAUGGAAAUAGAUCCAGAGAAAGUAGGCAUAAAUGAAGCAUACCCGGCUAUAACAAAUAAAAUGAAAAAAGCAUCCAAUAUCACCUUGAGUUCUUCAAGAGUACCCUUGACUCCAGGAAGAAAAUCGGCAUUAAAUAGACUCAACAAGGCACUUAGUUUGGCUAAUAAAUAUCCGGAUAUGCUCCCAUACAAAUGGAAGGAGAGGGACAGGAAACAAGAAUUUCAAGCGGCAGUAAGAAAUCACAAUGAAACUGAGGUACGAGAGUUUUACAUGAAACUGAACGAUUUCGACGCAGCAGUUAGAAUACGGAAGUCGUACCAGUUCAUGAAGAAGUUCACUAAAAGGAAACAGGCGAGAAAUGCCUACAUACCAACCAGAUUAUGGGGAGAAAUUUUGAAGGAAAGUGAGGGACCGAGACUGGAGCUACUGGAAGAGCAAGACACAUGCACCCUAACUGAACCCCCAACGAUGGAUGAGAUGAGUGAAAUUGUUAGGCAUUCAUGCAAUGGAAAAUCGGCUGGGGCGGAUGGAGUGCGGAUGGAGUACAUCAAGUAUGCGGAUGAGGAAACCAUGGAGCAGAUGAUGGGAAUUUGGAGGAGAAUUUGGAUAGAGAACGUGAUGCCGAAAGAUAUGACUGAAUCUAUUCAGAUACCAAUACCAAAAAUAAGCAGACCUAGAAAUGUGGACAAUUUCAGAAGAAUUAGCCUAUGCAAUGUAGGAUACAAGCCAUACGCUAAGUGGAUCAGGAAGAGGCUAAAGGAGUUUACGGGAGAAUUGGAUCUAUACCAGGCGGCAUUCACAGAAGGAAGAUCAACGGAUGAUCAAAUAUUUAUGGCCAGGCGAACCAUGGAAGAGUUCUGGAAUGCUGGAAAAAGCUUAAUCGCAGUAACACUCGAUAUCAGAAAGGCAUUCGAUAACAUCAGUUUGGAUAAAUUAAAGGAUGUUUUGCUAAAAAUAGAAGUGCCAUCGCAUAUAAUUAACAGAGUGCUAAAUUGUGUGAGAGAAGAUAGGACAAGAGUACGAUGGCAAAACCAGUUGUCUGAAGAAAGCGUCCUACGAAAAGUUGCCGAACUCGUCCCAAAUAUACACAUGAUUAGGGAAGGAUCAUUUAAACUCCCGUGUAUACUAGCAUUCGCAGAUGACCUACUAAUUCUGGCGGAAAAGAAAGAGGAUCUAGAGAGGAUUAUCAAAGCUAUCGAGGAAUGCUUAUCGGAAGUCGGGCUGGACAUCAAUAAUAAUAAGAGCCAAAUCCUUAUGAGAGUGCCGAAUCCCGCAGGAGCCACACCAGAUACGAUGAUGCUGAAUGGCAAGCCGUAUGAAGUAAGUGAUGCCAUUAAGUAUUUGGGAAUCCACCUGACUCGAACGCUUGAUCGUCCGGCCACUGUAAGACACAGAUGCGUGAAUGCAGUAAAGGCUGCGAAAGUGGUUGUGGAAUUUUGCAAGAAAUUCAAACCCGCAUGGGAAAUUGGACGCCUUAUUUACAACACAGUGAUAGCACCAGCAAUGCUAUAUGGGACAAAAGUUUCAACACUAACUAAAAGGAGUAGACAACAACUGGCAAAGUACGAAAAGUUGAUUGUGAAAGACAUCUGGAUGAAUUGUAGGAAAUGCGACAACAGAAAACUGAACGUUAGGAAAGAACUCAAUGGUAAGACCAUAAACCGGAGAGUCAGAGUAGGAAGGCUCAAAUAUUACGGACAUAUUAUAAGACGAAAUAAUAAGCACCCGUUGAAACUGGCAUACAAAAUGGAAUUCGAGAAGAAGAAAGAAGGUCGCCCAAGUUAUACGUGGAAAGACUCCUUGACUCAGGACUUCAAUAAAUUCAACGAGAUAGGAGGGAAACAAUGGGAAGAUCUGGCUAAGGAUAAGAUGAAGCUUAAACAGAAAGUGGAAGAAAUCUAUAAAAUGGAGGACAGUGAAAUCUCAGAUGGAGAGGAGGAGGAGAUAUAG